Messenger RNA from Mytilus trossulus (common blue mussel), 1597 nucleotides. RefSeq names its product serine protease 23-like. Lineage: Eukaryota; Metazoa; Mollusca; Bivalvia; Mytilida; Mytilidae. Gene Ontology annotation, biological process: proteolysis. The transcript has 2 exons. Gene Ontology annotation, molecular function: serine-type endopeptidase activity. The record is from RefSeq and is a predicted model, not a curated record. The coding region runs from base 363 to 1454 and encodes 363 amino acids.
ACGGAGCAAACAGAAUAAGUGACAUGCUCAAACUAUUCACAAAACUUAUAAAGAUAGAUUUCGAUGAAUUUUAAUGAUAACUUACUUAUAUGCCUUCUAUGUAUAUAAAAAAAAUGGGCUUAUACCACAUUUUUGCAUCGUUUGUUUACGUUUCCUUGUUGUGAUGAUUUUCGGUAUCAAAAGCGUGUAUUUUCCCGUAAAAUGCUUAAAUUAUAACGUCAUCAUUCUAUGACGUCGGGUACUUCAUUCAUUAAAAAAACAUAUGACGUGGGAGUACGAUCGGAACAGCCAAUGCAAUAUAUUCAUAUUUUACCACGGGGAGAUGAACAACCACAGAUAACUCUCAUGCCGUGGACAAAAGGAUGUUGACAUUGCUUGACAUCACAAUUGUAUUCUUGAAAUUCAUCUUCCUUUUAAGUAUAGCAUCCCCUAUGCAUAUACACGAAAUCAACAACAAAUCAACGUAUAAACUAUUUAAAAGGCUUCAGUACGAAUUUUCCCAACAGAUAUCUUUACGACUUUUGCUUUCAACGUACGAUUCAAUUCAUGUGCAUCCAAAUCAUAAAGAACCGUCAUUUAGUACUGUUGUACGAUAUCAGAAUACGUUUCCUGGUAGAACAGAGACUUCGACACUUGUUCAACCAUCUUAUACUUUAGAGAAAAGACACCCGAGAUAUUUUCAUAGAAUAUUUAUACAUGGUCGAGACGAUCGACAGCCGGUUCCGACGACAGACCUGAGAGAAUAUCCUUAUUAUAAUAUUGUUCGUCUUUCAGUAGGAUGUACAGGGACGCUUAUUUCUCCUUCCUUCGUUCUAACUGCUGCACACUGUGUUCAUGAUGGAAAGAAAUUCAAGGAAAACAUAAAUCUGUUAAAAGUGGAAAUCUUGCAUCGAAUUAAUUACAGAAUUCAUUAUGUGAAUGAAAUAAUUGUUCCUAAUACUUGGCUUGAUGCCAGAAAUGAUCCACCUACGUUUCAAUCCGCCUACGAUUAUGCAGUUAUAAAAUUACAAAAGCCUGUUACAGGGCGAACCUCUUUUACUCCCUUGUAUGUUCCUGGACCAAUAAUUUCUGAUGAAAUAUAUUUUCUUGGAUAUUCAUGGUAUACUUAUCUACAGUUGUGGAAAUCUGAAUGUUCAGGUUGGGGGAGUAGAGUGUGGUAUCAUGGUAAUAUCUUAGUCAGCCAUUGUGAUACCGUUGUAGGUAAUUCGGGUGCUUCGGUAUAUUUAGAAGACAGGAGAACAAAUCAUAGGAGACUUAUUGGCGUUUUGUCUAGUUCUUCUAAAACUGCAGGCAAUAAUGUUAGUUCACAAGUGACUCUGACUUCACUCUUGACGGCAAACAAACUCAAUGAAAUUUGCUCAAUUAUUUCACCGGAAGGAGAAACCCAUGGAGUUUGUACCCCACAAACAAAUGAUAAAGAUCCGAUAUACACUAGACUUCCGUUAUAUGGAUGAAAAUAAUAAUUCGGUUUUAUUCAGGGAUUCUCAAUGCAAGUUUUAUAUAGUAUCCUGUUUAACAAACGUGUUGAUCCUCACUGUUCACCGUGUAAGUGUAAUGUUGGGUAAUGGAAGGCAUGAAUAAAUUAUCCACUGGUCUG